AUGCGUCGCGGAGAUAAUAAUCAGGCGCUUGAUUAUUUCAACAAAGCAUUGGCAAUAAGAUUAAAGAUAUUAGGAAAAACGCACGCGGAUACAGCCAUGUCUUACAAUUGUUUGGGCUGUAUUCAAACUAAAACGGCAGAUUAUGAUGAAGCCUAUAAAAAUUUAAUGUUACCAUUAAACAUUCGUAAGGAAACAAUGCCUGAGAAACAUCCAUACGUAGCCAUGUCUUAUUAUUCGUUAGGUUUAUAUUACAACAAAAAAGCGCAACCAAGAGAAGCUUUAGAGAAUUUUCAGCGUGCUGUUGAAAUUUAUAAGUUUUCGGUACCACCCACACAUCAAAUUCUCAAAAGUGCACAGGAAGCGGCUGACAGACUUGCAAACAAGACGUAA
Didymodactylos carnosus is the source of this 390-nucleotide messenger RNA. Lineage: Eukaryota; Metazoa; Rotifera; Eurotatoria; Philodinida; Philodinidae. The record is from the annotation of a GenBank genome assembly.